Messenger RNA from Tetrahymena thermophila SB210, 600 nucleotides. Its product is annotated as transmembrane protein, putative. The transcript has a single exon. The record is from RefSeq and is a predicted model, not a curated record. Lineage: Eukaryota; Ciliophora; Oligohymenophorea; Hymenostomatida; Tetrahymenidae.
AUGCUGCUUAAUCUUUUAACAAUAUUUGGGCUAAUUUUGCAAAGAGUUUUAAGUGAAGAAACAAUCGAUGCUCAUUAAGAUAUAAAUAAAUAAUAAACUACUGUUAACUUUAGCCUUGGCUCUCCUUCUGCUCCACAAAAGUUGAUUGUUUAUUUUGGUACAAAAAUAUAUCCUUAAUUAGGAUAAUUUAUAAUAGAUUAAAGCUAUACUGAAAAUAAUGAAUUUUAUAAUAAUUAGAUUUAAAAUUAUAAAAUAACAUUCUACAAUAUGAAAAAAAGCACAACUGCCUAAAUUCUAGAGACUUUUGAGAAAGAAGACUAAGUGUAUGACUAAAAAAUAUAGGGAGUUUUUGUAAAUGAUAUGCUCUCCUAUAAUAAAAUAUAAUCAAAAUUUAAAUUUGUUGCAAAUUAUCUUAUUUAAUCAAAACAAUAAAUUUUGCUUAAAACAAUCAAAAUUGUAUCUUACUCUAUAUAAUAAUUUAUUUUUUUAUUAACAGGAUAUUUUAUAAUCGAAAUUUUAUUUUUGACAUUUAUUUAUUUAUUCUCUUUAAUAUAAAAUCAUCCUAGUUUAAAAAUUAAUAAGAUAAAAAAUUAUGUAUGA